Molecule: messenger RNA, 1255 nt
Organism: Sipha flava (yellow sugarcane aphid)
Lineage: Eukaryota; Metazoa; Arthropoda; Insecta; Hemiptera; Aphididae
Product: platelet-activating factor acetylhydrolase-like
Exons: 9
Coding region: 1-1215 (404 amino acids)
Molecular function (GO): 1-alkyl-2-acetylglycerophosphocholine esterase activity
Source: RefSeq, a predicted model, not a curated record
AUGGACUCGGACAAGAACAAAAGGCUCCAUUUGCCCUUUCCUAUGGGUCCAUAUGCAACAGGUUGUAUGGAACUAAUGACAGAAUAUUCAUCAGAAGGGUCUUUCGCAAGAAUAUUUUAUCCUACUAAUAUUCCAUCCGACCAAUUGAAUAAAUACUCCGACAAAUGGGUCCCGUGGAUGCCACACGAAAUGUACUUAAAAGCAUUUGCCAGUGCUCUUCGUAUACCCUAUUGCAUAUUCAAAUAUGGUCCGACACUGAUCAGAAUGAAACCGUAUUACAUACCGUCCAUUAGCGAUGCGCCCGUAUCGGACGGAGAACAAUCGUUCCCCUUGGUCAUAUUCUCUCACGGUUACGCGGCGACGAGAUUUGUCAGCUCAAAUUUCUGUUACUCGUUGGCGUCGUACGGGUUUAUAGUGGCUGCCAUUGAACACAGAGAUAAGUCGUCGCCAGUGACAUUUUUCUACGAUAGUCCGGAAAACGCGGAAAGCGACUGUCGCACGUGGAUCCACCAUCUACAUUUACACAAAAUCAACAAUAAUACGGACCACUACACUUUCAGAAACAAUCAGAUGAAAGUAAGACACAGAGAGUGUACCAAACUUCUGAACACGCUUUUAGAAAUCAAUAAAGGGACUCAGAUAAAAAACGUACUCAAGUCAUCGUCAUUCGAUCUUAGACAAUUCAAGAACAAGAUUAAUGUGGACAAAAUAAUCUCUAUUGGAUUUUCAUUUGGAGGAGCAACUGCAUUGUACAAUGCGAGCAAAGACAGCCGUUAUCAAGCUGCAGUAAUUCUUGAUGGCUGGAUGUUUCCAUUAAAAUCAGAACCAUUCCUUGACAUACAGCAACCAUUAUUAUUCAUCAACUCCCACACAUUCCAUAAUCCAGCAAAUUUAAAUUCAAUUAGCAAGUAUGUCCAUUCCAAAGGCGUUCGACAACUGUAUACGUUGAAGAAUACUACCCAUGAAAGUCCGACCGACACACCUUACAUAUACGGAUACUGGCUCGAUUUAGUUAUGUUGAAGAAGAUGGAUGCAGAAAUAGCAUUAAACCUACAGUGUUCUCUUGUAGUGAAAUUCUUAAGAGAUAUGAUUGGUUACCCAAGUGAUUGUGAUAAUGCUCAAACAUUUUUUAAAGAACACAAUGAUGAUUUAGUUGAAGACGUAAUUAGCUAUACCAAAGUAAAUAUAAGAAAAAUGGGUAUAUUUCCUUGGUAGAAAAUAUUUAUUUCCUAAAUUUGAUUGUGUAAAAUAUGAA